This is a messenger RNA of Anas platyrhynchos (mallard), 2117 nucleotides long. The record is from RefSeq and is a predicted model, not a curated record. NCBI's taxonomy places the organism in Eukaryota, Metazoa, Chordata, Aves, Anseriformes, Anatidae.
AAACCGUGAUCUUCAGAGUUGCACCCUGAGUUAAUCUUUAACAUUUCAUUCUUCAUUUCAGGUCCACUGUUCAGAGUUCAGUCUUUUUGAUCUGAGACAGAAGAUGGAGAGACCUUUCCUACCUUACAACAGGGAGAUGGUGCAUAACCCACUAUCAUCCUGCAUGAGUUAAGGCUUAAGUUCACUUUCUCCGGCAAGAAGGUAAAACAGCUAUCCGAUAUCAUUGUUCACCUUCAUACAUCAAGACAGCAACCUAGCCCAUGAGAUACCCCCAAGCAGGUCCUGGAAGAGGUCGAAAUUGGCUCCUUGGAAGUCCAGGGUAGCAGUUCUGCUUUUUGUCUUACUUCUGUUACCAAGUUCCAUCUUGAACUCCACCAUCUCAUGGUCGCUGCAUCCCAAGAUGCCCCCAACCUUCACAUCCCUAACAAGCCCAUCCCUGUUGGAACCGUUUGGAUUGUCGUGUCUGGCUGAGUUGCUUACUCAGCAGAUGUCUGGAUGAUUGAAGUUCCCCAUGAGAACCAGUGCCCAUGAUUGUGAGGCUACCUCCAGCUGCUUGUAGAAGACCUCAUCGACCUUCUCCUCCUGAUCAGGUCAGCUGAAUUAUCAUUCUACAUCUGCAACUGUAGAGCAACAUGGAGCAGAAGAAUUGGCUUUUGUUCACUGUGGCACUGCUAGCAGCCACCCCCGUCUCAUCAGGUACCAGUGAAGUAUUCUUUGAAAUAUUGGGCCCCCGAGGACAAGGUAUUGAGCUUGCCUGCAGAUCACAUGGAUGGUUCCCCAAACCCACUGUCGAGUGGGUUGUUCGGAAUAAGCAGAUGCUGUCUCCAGACACUGAAAUACAUCAGGACAGCAAGGAGCUCUUCAGUGUGCUGAGCCGAGUCACAAUUACAGGACAGGAAGCGGAAGAAGUCACCUGUCAAAUCCAGAACAACAUGGCACAGGCUGAGAAAACUACUGUGCGCCUCUCAAGUGCUGCUUUUCCACAUACAUCUGCAUGGAUCCAUGCAUUCUGGAUACUAUUGACUUUAACUCUUCUUAUAAGUGCUGUGAGCGCUCUUCUAUUUAGAGCAAAACAGAGGACCUCUAAGAAAAAAAAUGUUGUAGAAGAGACUUUUGAAAAUCAAGAAUCUGAGAAAAUGACAUCAAAUGCAGAUUAUGACUCACUGCAGGCUCGAUAUGAUACAAUAAACAGAGAACUAGAGUUCAGACGGGCUCGAAGCUACAUGGUGCCCAUCACUCUGGAUGUAGCACGGAAACACCCUGAGCUCACCCUGUCCCCUGACAAGAGGACAGUCCAUCACAAGCCUUCUGAUCAGGGUUCCAUCAUCAAGUGUCAGCUUCCCAUCGUGGUGGGCAGGGAGGGCUUUGCCUUGGGGCGGCAUUACUGGGAGGUGCAGGUGUGGGAUGGGCUGGACUGGGAGGUGGGGGUACUGACAGAGACUGUGAGGGACACUCUGAUAGGAGAGAGCUGGGAGGAGCUUCCUAAGCAUGGAAUCUGGUCACUGAGAAGGGAGAAAGGAAAGUUCUGGCCUGAGGAAGCCAAUAAUGUGAUUCAUCAGAAUACUGCCCCACUAGCAGCAGUUGGGCUUGACCUGGACUUAGAACAGAACACGCUCUCCUUCUACAAUGCUGGAGUUUCAGGACGUAUCCUGGAAGUCUCCAUUGAACCAUCAAUGAAACUAUACCCUUUCCUCAAACCAGGCCUUGGUAAGGUAGGAGAGAAGGGGAAACCCCUCUCCAUAAACCACAACACAGGGUGGGACUACCCACAAAAAAUGCAGCAUGAUAUGGUACGUGGAAACCUGACCUGAGCUGCAGUGAUUCUUCUGGUCUCCAUGGAGAGGGAGAAAGGACAGAGCAGCAGAGCAUAUCAUUGACAGCCCUGCUUGGCUCCAUCCAAACUCUGUCAGUGGCAGAGAAGUCUGGACUGGCAAAUACAGAAAGAGCAGGAAGUAUACUUGUGCUUGUCAUUUGAAAUGCCAUCAACCCCCAGGAGCAACACCUGGACCUAUCAACCAAGGAGAUGCACUCAUACCUUCUGCAGCUACCAGUUUUUGCUAUUCCCUUGUCUUUGCAGUCCAUGUUCCUCUUUAUUAAAUAGAAAAUGAAAUAAGAAA